AUGGAUGGAUCGGCAUUGUAUUCGUGCUGCAGUCAGGCUGGAAGCUUGCAACAGUUGCUUAGCAACAAGUUGACUGGUCAUUCAAUCGCCUGCUACCGAGAUGACCCCAUUGUUGUCCAGACUAAACUGCAACAGCUGGUUAAUUUAUCGUUAGAAUGCCUAGCGAACAAGGACAUGUUGUCACUGGUCGAUGCCAGCAGCAGUGGUGGAACGGCAUCAGUUUGGGUUGAGGUGACGUCUUCCAGUAGCAGCGUUGCUGGCGGUGGAGGUGCUGGCAACAGCCUGAACAGUGCCAACGGCACCACUGCAAGUGCAAUCAACGAGUGA
Helobdella robusta is the source of this 327-nucleotide messenger RNA. RefSeq lists its product as hypothetical. The transcript has a single exon. NCBI's taxonomy places the organism in Eukaryota, Metazoa, Annelida, Clitellata, Rhynchobdellida, Glossiphoniidae. The record is from RefSeq and is a predicted model, not a curated record. The coding region runs from base 1 to 327 and encodes 108 amino acids.